Molecule: messenger RNA, 556 nt
Organism: Botrytis cinerea B05.10
Lineage: Eukaryota; Fungi; Ascomycota; Leotiomycetes; Helotiales; Sclerotiniaceae
Gene: Bcpet100
Product: Bcpet100
Exons: 2
Coding region: 191-448 (85 amino acids)
Biological process (GO): mitochondrial respiratory chain complex IV assembly
Cellular component (GO): mitochondrion; mitochondrial inner membrane
Source: RefSeq, a predicted model, not a curated record
GACUGGUGGCCAUCAUCCAUCGUUUGUCACCAAAGAUUUGCACGAUAUGAUUGGCCGAUUGUGAAGUCUCGAUACUCGCAUGAUUUUUUAUGGAAUUUAUCUCGAGCUUCGAUUGAACUGCAGGAAGGGAAGACGUCCACAUUAAUAGACUGACUCACUAUAUCGCAAUACUAGACCACAUAUUGCAAUCAUGGGAGGCCCCAAUCUCGAAGUGUUCAAGUUCGGCAUGUAUAUCAUGUUCCCAAUCGCAAUCAUGUACUACUAUGGCACAAAUCUCGACCAAAGAUUUUCGGUUCCGGACUUCUGGCCAAGAGUUGACCAGACCAAUCGUAUCCCGUUCGAGAGGGAGGAGAUUAAAUCAGAGCUCGAGAGAUUGAGGCAGAAGAGACUUUACUUGAGAGAGCAGAGGGUGCGGGGUGCCAAUGGAUCAAACGGCGAGGAGAAAUAAGGAAGAAGACGGCUAGGAAGAAUGCCACAAUAGAAAGGUGGCAUACGAAGAAAGUCGAAGACAGAGAAUUUCAUGCGACGAUAUUGGUAUAAAAUGGACUACAAGGCA